Molecule: messenger RNA, 4300 nt
Organism: Tyto alba (common barn owl)
Lineage: Eukaryota; Metazoa; Chordata; Aves; Strigiformes; Tytonidae
Gene: WDHD1
Product: WD repeat and HMG-box DNA binding protein 1
Biological process (GO): DNA repair; DNA-templated DNA replication; mitotic cell cycle
Cellular component (GO): nuclear replication fork
Molecular function (GO): chromatin binding; protein binding
Source: RefSeq, a predicted model, not a curated record
GCGCGGGAAGGCUCGGGGCGGGGAGCGGGUGGGGGAGCCGCGGCCUGGCUCGGCCUGAGGGGCAGGCCCCGCCACCACCGGCGGCCCCUUUUCCCCCCGUUUUCUUGGCUCGUUUCCGCGGGGAGGCGCGGGCGCCGUGUCCCGUAUUUAGCCGGCUGUAAUCCACCGAGGGGUGGCUGUGCCCUGCGUCCCCAGACCCGUGGAAACAGGCGGGAGCAAAGAUGCCGUCCACGCAGAAGCCGAUGCGGUACGGCCACACCGAGGGCCACACGGACGUCUGCUUCGAUGACAGUGGGAGCUCCAUUGUAACUUGCGGCAGUGAUGGAGAUGUUAGGAUUUGGGAAAACCUGGAUGAUGAUGAUCCAAAGUCCAUUAAUGUGGGAGAAAAGGCCUAUUCAUGCGCUCUAAAGAAUGGAAGAUUGAUCACAGCAGUAUCGAACAAUACUGUUCAGAUACAUACCUUUCCUGAAGGAGCUCCAGAUGGCAUCCUUACUCGCUUCACCAUGAAUGCAAACCACGUCAUCUUUAAUAGUGAUGGCACCAAAAUUGCUGCUGGAUCUAGUGACUUUAUGGUCAAAGUUGUGGAGGUGACUGAUAGCAGCAAGCAGAAAACAUUCCGAGGACACGAUGCUCCUGUUUUAAGCCUGUCUUUUGACCCCAAGGAUGUUUACCUGGCAUCGGCGAGCUGUGAUGGUUCUGUCCGAGUAUGGAAAAUAGCAGAUCAGAUAUGCAUGACAAGCUGGCCACUGCUGCAGAAAUGUAACGAUGUGAUAAAUGCUAAAUCAAUAUGCAGACUUGGCUGGCAACCUGGCAGUGGAAAGUUGCUGGCAAUCCCUGUAGAUAAAGUUGUUAAACUAUACAGAAGAGAAACCUGGGAUAGUCAAUUUGAUCUAUCAGAUACAUUAAUCACACAGCCCUUGAAUGUUGUGGCCUGGUCUCCUUGUGGGCGGUAUCUGGCAGCUGGAAGUGUGGACGGGAUAAUAGUGGUGUGGAAUGUGGAAACCCAGGAGUGCAUAGAGAGGAUGAAGCAUGAGAAAAAGUACUCAAUUUGUGGACUGGCAUGGCACCCCAAAUAUAGGCAAAUUGCAUAUACAGAUACAGAAGGAAAUCUGGGGUUGCUGGAAAAUAUCGGUGAUGGAAAGAAACCAAAUGACAAGGUUGCCGGUACAGUGGCAAAGGACUACGAUGAUCUCUUUGAUGGAGAAGACGACGACUAUUUGAAUGGAGAUAUGAUUGAACCACAGUCUUCCCCAAAGGCUGGAGCUAAUGAAGAUGAUGCUGAUGACUUUAUGCCACCUUCAGACAAUCUGAGACGGGCAAUAAUUGAUGAUGAUGAUAACUCACUAGAUAUUGGGAUGAUAAAAACUAAUUCCAAACUUCUUGAAAAGGAAGAUGAUGAUGAUGAUGAUCAGACUGGUGGCUCUCCAGCUUUACCACCAUCAUCUACACGACAGCCUUUCUAUGACGGGCCAAUGCCAACCCCCAGGCAAAAGCCGUUCCAGUCUGGCUCCACUCCUGCACAUCUCAUGCAUCGUUUCAUGGUAUGGAAUUCUGUUGGUAUCAUUCGCUGUUACAAUGAUGAGCAAGACAAUGCUAUAGAUAUAGAAUUUCAUGAUACCUCUGUACAUCAUGCAACACACCUGCCAAACUCUCUGAAUCACACGAUGGCUGACCUCUCUACUGAAGCUGUUUUACUAGCCUGUGAGAGUACAGAGGAACUUGCAAGCAAGCUCCACUGCAUUCAUUUUAGCUCAUGGGAUGCAAACAAGGAGUGGACAGUAGAUAUGCCAAAGGAUGAAGAUGUUGAGGCUAUCUGUCUGGGGCAAGGCUGGGCUGCUUGUGCCACUAGUGCCUUACUAGUUCGUGUGUUUACUGUUGGAGGAGUUCAGAAAGAGAUCUUCAGUCUCCCGGGUCCAGUGGUGUCUAUGGCAGGACAUGGAGAGCAGUUGAUGGUUAUUUAUCACAGAGGUACUGGGUUUGAUGGAGACCAGUGCCUCGGAGUACAGCUGAUGGAGCUAGGAAAACGAAAAAAACAAAUUUUGCAUGGAGACCCUCUUUCUCUUACAAAGAAAUCCUAUUUGAUAUGGGUUGGAUUCUCUGCAGAAGGUACCCCUUGUUACGUGGAUUCUGAGGGAAUUGUGCGGAUGUUGAACCGAGGACUUGGGAAUACUUGGAUUCCAGUGUGUAACAUGAGAGAGCAUUGCAAAGGAAAAUCUGAUCAUUAUUGGGUGGUUGGCAUCCAUGAAAAUCCCCAGCAGCUCAGGUGUAUUCCUUGUAAAGGAGCCAGAUUCCCUCCUACGCUACCACGGCCUGCUGUAGCAAUAUUAUCUUUUAAACUUCCUUACUGUCAAGUUACAACAGAAAAGGGACAGAUGGAGGAACAGUACUGGCGUUCUGUUGUAUUUCACAACCAUGUGGAUUACUUAUCAAAAAAUGGCUAUGAACUUGAUGAAAGUGCUAAAAGUCAGUCAGUAAAAGAACAGCAAGAACUUUUAAUGAAGCUGUUUGCCCUUUCUUGUAAACUGGAGCGUGAAUUUCGUUGUGUGGAACUUGCUGACCUCAUGACACAAAACGUUGUGAAUUUAGCUAUCAAGUAUGCUUCUCGCUCUCGAAAACUAAAUUUAGCUCAGCGACUUAGUGACAUAGCUGUAGAAAAAGCAAGUGAGGUGGCAACAGCACCGGAAGAUGAAGAGGAGGAAGAGGAUUUCCGAAGGCACUUGAAUGCUGGUUACAGCAAUUCUGCCACGGAGUGGAGUCGGCGGCUGCCAGUCAGAAAUGUUCAGCAGGACCAAGAAAUGGAAGAUGCUGAGGAAACUGAUGACUAUGAGGAAGUAGAAGAAACACCAGAAGUGCAUAAACAGAGGCCAAAUCCUUUCUCCAAAGGUGUCACUUCAGCAGAGGUGACUACUCCAAAGUCUGUUCUAAUUGCACCAAGCAGCCAAGGACGAGUGAAUCCCUUUAAGGUGUCAUCUAACAAAAAGGACCCAGUGGUCCCCUCAGCAAAUAUUCUAGACACUAUGAGCAAGUACUCAAAGAAAACGUCUUUGUCUAGCAGUCGAGCUGUAAACAAGCAGAACCCUCCAGUUAUAAAGCCUCUGACUCCCAAACCCAAGUCCAAGCAGGCUUUAGCAAGCUCCUUCUUCCAGGCUCGUACACUUAACUCUAGUGAAAAAACAGUGGAAGAAAGAGAAGAAAAAGCAGGAAAUGAGUCCCGUGAAGUCAAAGUCACUGCACAGGAGAACACUGAAAACAGAAGACCAAAGACAGGGUUCCAGAUGUGGCUAGAGGAGAACAGAGCAAACAUUUUGACAGAUAACCCUGAUCUGAAUGAAGCAGAAAUAAUAAAAGAAGGUAUGAGUCGAUUUAGAAUACUGUCAUCGGAAGAAAGAAUGGCAUGGACUGAGAAAGCAAAAGGAGGAACAGUUAAUGAUUUAACAGAAGAUAAAAAGCGAAAACGUCCCACACCAGAUGAAGAUGAAGCAAAAAAGCACCAGGACCAAAAAUUGGAGGACUCAAAUUUACCCAAAAAACCAAAGCCUUUAGAUCAAUCUACAAAUGUCAGAUUGUCAGCUUUUGCAUUCAAGCCAAGCUAAAUAAUGCCAUACCUUCUCAGCAUCUGUUUUCUGAAAACAUUAGGUAGCUCUGUGUUGAGAAAUUUGCUGCUGUGCUCAAAGAGCAGUAGCAAAAAGAGUGCCUUGCUCCAAGUAGUCUUUUAGAAAGUAUUUUAUUAUCAAUUCUUGAGGGAAAUGUUGAAUCUACUCUCCCAAUCUUUUGCUAGUUACUAGUGUAAAGCUUGAUAACAAAAUUAAUAGUAAUGGGCCUGUUUCCCAGAAGGACAGUUCCACACCGUUGUGUAGCUGCGUGCCUCGCUGCUUGUAAUGUCUGAUGCUAAAUCCAGAGGGGUCAUUCUGGGGAGGAUAAACUGUGUACAAAAACUGUCCUCUGGUUUUAGAGGGGCAAAGUAAUGGUUUCCCUACCGUUCCUUCUGUCUGUUGCAAACCCUGUAAGAGAAAGACACUCAAGGAAAUGGGAGUGGGCUGCUGAUGUUCGGCUGCAUUGUCAACAUCUGCGGCUGUGAGAGUGGCAGAGAGCAGCCCGAUGCAGGCAGGGAGAGCAAACCAGGGCAGAGGCUGAAUUAGGAGGGUCAGGGGUGCAAAAAUGAGCCAUUCCAGACUGUGCAAAUGGGCUUUCCCAAUCUGUGCCUCAGGAGGGUCCAGAAAGCGCUCAGAACUUGAAAAUCUCUGUAUUGUUUCAUGCAAUGUUUGUUUUUAAAAUAAAAUGUGACUGUUUCUUAGUUUAA